Messenger RNA from Tigriopus californicus, 2284 nucleotides. RefSeq names its product eukaryotic translation initiation factor 4E type 3-like. The transcript is spliced from 6 exons. Gene Ontology annotation, molecular function: translation initiation factor activity; RNA 7-methylguanosine cap binding. The coding region runs from base 431 to 1105 and encodes 224 amino acids. Gene Ontology annotation, cellular component: eukaryotic translation initiation factor 4F complex. Lineage: Eukaryota; Metazoa; Arthropoda; Copepoda; Harpacticoida; Harpacticidae. Gene Ontology annotation, biological process: translational initiation. The record is from RefSeq and is a predicted model, not a curated record.
AGAAAACGUUACUUGAACGCUAGAUUGAACACAUUGUGGUGUUGGAACAUUAUUUUUGGGGAUCAAACGUGAGAAAGCACCUGUUACCAAGUGCCCAACCGUCCUCAGGAUCGAUAGUAUCCCAACAUCGCGAGGCAUGUACGUACGUACAAAUACAUGUGAAUGCUAUGAAGUCUAGGCCGUUCGCCUUUCGCUCUCUCGUUUCGAGCCGCAGUGACGGCUGGCGUCCAUUCCGUGAAGAGCCCAUAGAAACAGACCAGAUUAAGGCUGGGACUGAGGCAGCUCAGUACAUACAGUGGAUUGCAUGCAGUUAGUCCAAUAUCCCGAUCGAGACAAACGUCCACAGAGUACAGUAAUUUGAGUGCGUUCGGAAACCUGCAAACGGAUUUCUUAGCUGGUCGCGGGGAGUGUUCGUUUACCAGGCUAUGCGAUGGCAUCCUCCAUUCCUAUUCCCGUGUCCUUCAGACGCCCAGAUUUGGCCAACGAUGACGGGCAAAUGGCCUUUUCUCCGAGUAAGAUGACCCCGAGGACGUUGGACCAUUUUCAAGAGUCAGACGCUCAGGGCGUUCCCCUCCGAUCUGCUUGGACUUUUUGGUUGGAUAAGGCUAGUAAAAAUUCCACGGCAGCUCAGUAUCAAGCGAAUUUAAAGCAGAUCUACACCGUGUCCACUGUCCAAGGCUUUUGGAGCGUAUACAAUCACAUUCCUGACGUGAGCCAAUUGCCUCUACGAUGCUAUUAUCAUCUGAUGCGAGAUGAACGGAAGCCUCUAUGGGAAGACCCCGUCUUGUGCAAAGGUGGAGUUUGGCGAUUAAAAUGCCCCAAGAAAGACACGUCCUUGGUGUGGCGGGAACUCCUACUAGCUGCCAUCGGCGAGCAGUUUCUUAACGACCUAUGUGAGGGGGACAACAUUUCCGGUUUUUCCGUGUCCCCCCGAGAGAAAGAUGAUUUGAUACAAAUAUGGAAUGUCCGCUCAGAUGUAGCGAAUGAUGAUCGGGUUUUACAAAAAGUGCACAAACUUGUUCCUAACGUCAGAUUCAAUGCCGAGUUUUACAAACCUCAUGAAACCCAUUCCGCGUUUGAAGGCCAUCGAGGCCAUGCUCGUUAGGUUUUGAACCUUGCCUACUACCAAGAGGGAACCCUGUCACGACUUUUGGAGCUCGAUUAUCCAUCCAUUCAAUUCAUUCAGAGCUAAAACCAGAGACAUUGAGCACAACUCAAAAAUUACCUCCAUGCUACUACCUAACAACAAACACUAAGAUUGAACGAUAUUAUGUGAAAGUUUAUAAUAAAUUUAGACACAAUAUAUGACUAGGUGCAAGCAUAGAAUAUGGAGUUAAAUGGGGAAAAAUCCGAAUUAUGACGUACGACCAAAAUGGUAUGGACACUCAUGUUUACAUCAAAAAUUGCCAGAACCCAAUUCAAACAGUACACUCAAGUUCAGUUUUUUGACGAGAGCACGUUUUGUUGCUCCCAAGGAAGGUUGCUCCUGUUCAUAGAUAACUCCGAUAACUCCACAUAUGGGCACGACCUAGAAACACUGGAGGUCCCUGGUGGCUGAAAUGUGCGUUAGCUCAGUAAUGAAAACAAACCAAUUCUUCCCACGCCAUUCGGGCAAGGUUUGACCUCCAGGCAGAGUGAAUAGCCCGUGGAUUGGAGUCACAACAUCUAGAUAUUGAUUGAGGGACCUCAAAAAUCAUGAGAGUGACCUUAUUUUGGGUCCUGUUGAGCAGGAAAAACUCCUCAGAUCGAUCUCAAAGGCCAAACUCAGGAUCCACAUCAACUCUAACAUAAAGACAGUCCAGGCAUCGGUCAACUCACGUAACCCCCAAGCUCUUGAAGACAUUCCUCCACCGUUGCCCGUAUUACGUAAAUCAUGUGUUACCAUUUGCAGCCUUGAUUGAACGAUUCAAGUACGUUCCUUGUGGCAAAGAUUGUAUGACAGACAAACGGAUCUCUUGAAAAUUUCAGCCAUCCUUCGAGCAAGGCUCAUUAGCCAGAUGAGGCUUGAAAAAGCAACGGUACUCUUGGUCCAUUCAAGCCUUGGGGCAUCAAUCCGCUCAGUAAAUUUAAAGAGGUGUGUAUACGAACUAAAGCAUCGUCAUGAGAGAACCACAUCCUGAUCCCAAAGAGGUACUUUAUGCUCCAACAUGUUGCGACAGACUUGGGACACGCACUUUAAGCUCCUCCCUUCUCUACCUUAAGCUCCUCCUUUUCCCUGUUCCCGUUGUGUAUAUAAAGCCAUGUUUCUCAUGAAUAAAGGGCAGUCUACGACUUACCAACUAGA